Messenger RNA from Aphanomyces invadans, 1231 nucleotides. RefSeq lists its product as hypothetical. Gene Ontology annotation, molecular function: 5S rRNA binding; structural constituent of ribosome. The coding region runs from base 74 to 982 and encodes 302 amino acids. The transcript has a single exon. NCBI's taxonomy places the organism in Eukaryota, Oomycota, Saprolegniomycetes, Saprolegniales, Verrucalvaceae. The record is from RefSeq and is a predicted model, not a curated record. Gene Ontology annotation, biological process: ribosomal large subunit assembly; translation. Gene Ontology annotation, cellular component: cytosolic large ribosomal subunit; ribosome.
CGCGGAGUGCAGUUAACACCUCGAGCCAACCCCCGCCAGAAGUGCCAGUAUUGUUCAAUUUCCCCAAACUAGCAUGCCCUUCGUCAAGGUUUCCAAGAACAAGGCUUACUUCAAGCGCUACCAAGUCAAGUACCGUCGUCGCCGUGAAGGCAAGACGGACUACCGCGCCCGCAAGCGCCUGAUCACGCAAGACAAGAACAAGUACAACUCGCCCAAGUACCGCCUUGUCGUGCGCAUCACCAACAAGCGCAUCAUCACGCAAAUUGCGUACGCCGAAAUCGACGGCGACAAGAUCUUGUGUUCGGCUUACUCUGACGAACUCAAGCGCUACGGGUUGAAGGCUGGUUUCAAGAACUACGCCGCUGCCUACGCCACGGGUUUGUUGGUCGGCCGCCGCUUGUUGAACAAGCUCGGCUUGGACGGCGACUACGAAGGCAACACGGAAAUUGACGGCACGGUCGUCAAGACUGAAGCCAACGGCCGCACGUACUACGUCGCGGAAGUUGCCGACGAAAAGCGCCCUUUCCGCGCUUUCUUGGACGUGGGUCUCCGCACGACCUCGACGGGUAACCGCGUGUUCGGUGCGUUGAAGGGUGCGACCGAUGCCGGUCUGGACAUCCCCCACAGCGAAAAGCGCUUCCCUGGUUACGACCGCGACGCCAAGUCGUACGACGCUGACGUGCACAAGGAGCGCAUCUUCGGUGAACACAUCGCCAACCACAUGAAGGAGCUGGAAGAAGACGACCCGGAAAUGUUCCAAAAGCACUUCGCCCACUACGUCAAGGCUGGUCUUGGCCCGGAUGAUAUCGAAGAAAUGUACACCGCUGUGCACGAAGCCAUCCGCGCCGACCCGACCGCUGCUCCCAAGAAGGCGUUCACCCCUGAUCUUAAGUACAAGAACAAGGCUAAGCGCAGCUUGCAGCAGCGCAAGGCUCGCGUCGCCCAAAAGAAGGCGCACCAUGCUAAGUUGGCCCAGGCUUAAAUUGCUUGGUUCUCGACACCAUUUAACACGGGGAUUUGACAUCUUUUCAUGCCGAGUACUUGAAAUACUCAACUGCUGGGAAGUGCGAACUAUGUCAACCGCAGCUACCACCUUCCCGCGACGGGAAUCUUGUUACCAAGAUAUGUACGAAGUAGAGAUCAACGUGCAUGAUGGGAUUGUGGUGUACAUGGAAUAGUUUUCAACUCCACGGAUCCAUCAUGACGGUCCCAGUCGUUUGAAAUUCUGAAG